GGGUUGACAUCUGAAGGGGCACGUCCUCCAAGAUCGCUGACCUAAGUUCUCCCUCGAAUUUGGGGAUCUUUGACGGAACUCACUCACCUGCAAACCCAACCACCUUCGCACAAAACGCCGGGCACGGGCUUCGGCGCGCUAUUUGCGCGUAAAAGCUCCGAAUAGUCCGCGUAGACUUUCACACGGUCUCGCCAUGCCGGCGCUGCGCAAAAGCCGUGGUCCUAGGUCCAGCACCACCCCGUUCGCCUCCCCCACCGGCACGCCCAGCGAUUCGAGAGAGAGAAGCCAGCGAUCAAUUAUGGAGUGGACGGAGCCCUCUGUCCAAAAUCCCACGCCAUCGUUCGAAGAGCACGGGUUUGCUCGUCACGGCGUCCUGGAGCAAAUGGCUCCCCUGGGUCAGCCUCCCUCCGCGAAAGUAAAGCAGCGCACGCGCGCGAUGGUCGGCGACGCGGCUGCGCGAAAGUCUCUGGCGGGCAAGGGUUGUUUCUUGGGGGACGAGGCUGGGUCAACGCCCGAGGUCACACCAGCUCCUGAGCUCGAGCCGGACGACUCGGAGAGGCAAGAGGAGGACGAGCUGCCCCUGGAGCUUCCACUGCAAGAGGAAGACGCUGACGACGACUACGUACCCUGCAAGACAAAGAAGAAGACACCAGUGUCGAAACCGACUGUCAGGGGUAAGCCAUCGGCACAAGGGAAGACACCCGGUGAGGCGAAAACACCGGUCAAGGCGAGCACGCCUAGAGUCGCCUCAGCUCCAGCGAGUCCUGCGGUGCAGGCUGUAGAGCAACCGCGGGACACCGAGCUUUCGCAACGCGCGCAAAUCUACCUACUGGCGGCGGCAGAGUCAGCUAAAGCCCAUGACAACCCUAGACUCAGCGAGGCUUUCAAGCAACUGAAAGACUUGAGCAAGCGCGAUCAGACUAUGGCCGCCAUUAUCGAUUCAAUCUGCAAACAGAACCAGACCUCAACACAGUGGGCCACGUUCAGGACCAACAUCAAAGCAUUGAAGAAGACCAAGACGAAGAAGCCAAAGAAGCAGCGCAAUGGUGAUUUUGCCACUGCAAAGUCUGAGACUCCAAUGGUUAGCCAACAACCAUCCCCCAGGCCGAGCAGCGAGGUGGCCCCUGACGACUCAAUCUCCUUUGUUCACGACAACGAAGCUGCGAUAGAAGAUGCGUAUCCGGCCGCAGAUGCAACGGCUGGAGCGCUGCCUUCGCCUCAUCCUCUCAGCACAGCCCCAACCCUUCCAGCGAUUGAACCUUCUAUUGAAACCGUACCACGACAACCUUCAAAAUCACCGCGCAAGAAGCAUGCCUCUAACGGAAAUCUGGCACCCGGGAGUGAGAUGGAUGUGGAUGGUGGAGCUUCUUCAGCGGCACAAACCCCAGCAGGGAACACGCCAGAAGUAGAUGACGGGAGUGAUUCAGAGCUUUCAGAAGUCAACGAAGAGAUUGUGCAAAAGGGCCCGCCGACUCCCGCACAGCCAGAGAAGAAGACCUCGACUCCAGCGCCUGCGGCUGUCAAGAAGGGCAAGGGCGCUGGUGUUGCCCGCGGACCGAAGAAGCACGCCAACAAAGGAAAGCUGUUCGGCAAGCAUGCACACAAGAACCAGCCAGCGAACCCCGAGCAACAGGAAGAUCUUGAGCAGAUCUAUCAAAUGCGGAGAGAGAUGGCAGACGCGCAGCCACUGCGCCAGUUCGAUCUUCCAUUCCCUCAGUCUGACGUUCGCUUCGAUGACGAGAUUUUGGAGACUGAGUCUCUGACCGAAUCCAUGAUCGCGGUUGGACCACCGGUGGAUUCUGACCAGCCGCGACGUGCUGGACGGAUGCCACAGGGUGCAAAGCGUUUGCGCGAGGACAUGUCACGGUUUUCCUCACCUCAGCUCGAGUCAGCAGCUGUCUCGAGACCCACAACACCUGCAGUUCAGCCAGCAGCCAAGCGGCUCAAGGUGAACCACGGCCCGACUGCCAGGACAAAGCGAUCGCCCGUUAAGAAUCGGGACGGUGGAACCAUUGCUGGUGUGCCAUAUGGUGGUGGCGGUUCGAGACAGCUGGGGCCUGAUGACAACGACCCAGUAAGUGCCACUCAUUUUCCCGAAGCAUCCAACCACACCAUUCCUCCUUCACCAACACAACCAUCAUCAACAUUUGACCCACUUUCAUUCCUCAACUUCAAAUGGGGGUCGAUAAGAAGCUUGCGCUACCCAAAUAUCCUCCUUCGCCUCCGCUUUCGGUUUUGUCCUCUCCUCUAACAGAACAUCAGAACUCGCCGGCUUCAGAGAGCGAGGACUAUUGCUCAGCCUGCA
Didymella exigua CBS 183.55 is the source of this 2305-nucleotide messenger RNA. RefSeq lists its product as uncharacterized. The transcript has 3 exons. Gene Ontology annotation, cellular component: Rpd3S complex. Bases 194 to 2251 code for a protein of 685 amino acids. The record is from RefSeq and is a predicted model, not a curated record. Gene Ontology annotation, biological process: regulation of transcription by RNA polymerase II. NCBI's taxonomy places the organism in Eukaryota, Fungi, Ascomycota, Dothideomycetes, Pleosporales, Didymellaceae.